Molecule: messenger RNA, 1017 nt
Organism: Micropterus dolomieu (smallmouth bass)
Lineage: Eukaryota; Metazoa; Chordata; Actinopteri; Centrarchiformes; Centrarchidae
Gene: pdzk1ip1
Product: PDZK1 interacting protein 1
Exons: 5
Coding region: 172-546 (124 amino acids)
Source: RefSeq, a predicted model, not a curated record
GAUUCAGCCAUAUUUUGCCAAAAAAUGUGAAUGAAGUAAAAUCGUUCGGGGGGACAGAGGACUGGUUCAUCAUGCUGCAGAGGUGGUUGGACAAACUGACCACAGCUGCUGUCCUCAGAAGACACAAGACGCCCCUCUCCCGACUCCAGGGGUCAGAGCGGAGAACCAGCGAUGGCCAAACUUUGUGCAGUGAUUUCCAGUUUGUUGCUGACAGUCGGAGUCGUGGCGGCCCAGACAGAUCAGACUCAGAUCAGCGAGCGUCUGCUGCCUCAGUGGCUCACUGGCAUCAUCGCCGUCUCCAUCUUCCUCUUCCUCAGCUUCGUCGUCUUCCUGGUGAAGAAGGCCUGGUGUGAGGAGCCCAGCAGGAGGAAGGUCAGUGUGGUGUCCGACAAAGAUAAUGACUACGCUAUGACCAUCGAAAACGCCUACGAGACCAACGGAAACGCCUACGAGACCUCCCUGGAUAUGGUCAGGAGCAAAGAAAACACGAACGCCUACAACAACCUGGUGAUUGACAGCACUGAUGAUAAAGUUACCUCCAUGUGACUUUCCUGCACUGAUUCUAUUGGCUGUCUGAACGUUAUCUUCACCAACUCUGGACGGAGAGACACAAAACACAGAAAAUUAUUUUUUAGAGAAACACGUACAUUUUACAGAUGUUUUUAAAAUGUUGUCUUUGUUUCGUCUUACCUGUUGUCUCUUUAUUAAUAAUUAAUUUACUUACACACUUCUGUGACUGUUUUCAUGUUUUCAAAUGCAGCAAGAUGACAUGAAUUAUCAAUAUAUUAGUUGUUGUUUUUCAGACUGUUUGAAUGGUCUACAGUUGCCUCUUGAUGCAGAGAUUCAGAGCAGUAAACAAGAGGAAAAGCAGCCGUCGCCUGUGAUCUUUGUGCUCAUUAAUAAGUUAUCUUUUCUAACAAACUGCUGUGUCGGCUCUCAUUACUGAUCAAUGAAGGAAUGACCUGUGAUUAAUAAUUAAAAACUCAGCAGUAAAGUCUCAUUAUACAGUGCCUGCAA